ACAAUAUAUAUAUAUAUAUAUAUACAUUUACAUACAUAUACAUUUUAGACAGUUACAAAGUCCAUUGGAUUUCCAAUGGUGCUACCUGUCAAAGGUUUUAGAGACCAGAGACCAGUAUAAUGAUCAUUUAUUAAACGGUUUGACCAUCCAGAUCUGUUUACACUCGAUUGAUAUCCAGACGCAAUGGGUGCCGGACUACCUCUGGAGGUGGUUAAGGAAGAUCUGAUCACAAUCAGAUCACAAUGUGUCUUUUAAUCAUCUACACCUGUCUAAAAAUGUGGCCACUAUUCAGAAUGUGGACAAUAUCAGGACAAAGGGCGCAUGUUAGAAAGUUAUUUUGUUUGUUUACGUCCCAAAUGACAAAUAGCAUCCUAUUCACUCAAAUGGCACCCUAUUCCCUAUAUAUAGUGUACUACUUUUGACCAGAAUCCUGUGGGCACUAUGAGUCCUGGUCAAAUGUAGCGCACUAUAAAGGGAAACCUGAGCCAUCCUCAGAAAGCAUACCUGGGACAAUUCGUGGGUGCUCUCUCGUGAUGACUAUCUACGUCACGGAAAAGAUGCUGUCAACGGUACCCAAUCCCGCCUCUGAACAUGAGACGUCCUCCACGGUUCAGUGUUCUGAUUUGAGACUGUACUUGUCAUUUACACAUCGCCCCGCCCCCUUAUAAACCGCUUAGCUGAGAAGGAGGCUGGCUGCGGCUGCACGCACUUCGGAAACAUUCAAUUCACGAUGGUGUCAGUCGUCAGUCUGGAGACUGGAAGAAAGCUGCUCGUACUGUAGGUUCAAGUUGUCAUUUUAAAACUUUGUUUUUAAUUUAUUUAUACCGCAAAAUAUAAAUUAUAGUCUUAUAUUAUUCGCCAACAAAUAACACUUUAGUUCAGCGAAAAUAUUUUACUCUCGUUUAUCGUCUCUCGGGAAUCUAAACCUCAGUAGAAACUUUACAAAGUGAGGGCAUGUUCCAGAUGGACAAGGUUGCAGCGCCUCACUGACCCAGAGAAGCCCAAGUCCCAAGGAGAGAGGAUCCUCAAGCCCCAGGGAGACGAGCUGCAGGGGCAGGGAGACGGCCUGCAGGGAGAUGGGCUCAGAGGAGAGGAGUUCAGCCAUGUCUCACAAGAUCUCUUCCCCCUCACACAGCAACAGCAGCUCCUCCUCCAAACACGACAGCCGACAGGACAGUUGGGAGAUUGUAGAGGGGCUGCGUGGAGGACACAGUAAUGUCCAGGAGCCCCAGAAGCAGGAUGGAUACAUGCUGAAGAGGAGGAAGUGGCCGAUGAAGGGAUGGCACAAGAGAUACUUCUACUUGGACAAGGGCAUCCUGAAGUAUGCCAAGUGUGGUGCUGACAUUGAGAAGGGGAAGUUACACGGCUGUAUUGACGUGGGUCUCUCUGUCAUGGCCAUUAAGAAGUCAGCCCAGUGCAUUGAUCUGGAUGCAGAGGAAAACAUCUAUCACCUGAAGAUUAAGUCACAGGAGCUGUUUGAUGAAUGGGUGUCUAAGCUACGCCACCAUCGGCUGUACCGUCAGAAUGAGAUUGCUAUGUACCCCCAGGAGAAGACUUACUACUACCCCCACUUCCCCCCUCCCGGGUCCCCCGGUGUGGCUGAUAGAACGAGGCAUGUGUCUCUAGCCAGGCAGGCAUCGGUCCAUGCUGCAGGUAGCUUCCCUGUAACCUGUACCAGCCAAUCCAAGGUGGCCGCCUGGCUGCAGUCCUCAGACGACAUGAGCAAGUGCUCGAAAGACAUGUCAGUGUGUGAGUCCUACCUGUUGGAGCUGAACCAUCUGCUACAGAGUAUGGAGGUCAUCCACCGCACCUACUCAGCUCCAGCCAUCAACGCCCUACUGCAGGCUUCUACAUUUGACACCCCCAAAAAGGAAAAAAGGCCCCCAAGGAAAUGGCGUGGUUCUAAAAACUACGGAAAAGAUGUGAAAACAACACUGCAGGUUCCCAGUUGCAUCUCAUCUGGCUCCGUCCGUCUCCACGCCUCCAACCCCAACCUCUCUACUGCAGCCCUGGGGACUGCGAAGGCCUACCCUGAACCUCCCUAUAUGGACUCUCCUAUAGACGUAGCCAAACUACAGGAGGACUUCUGCCGCGUCGCUAACAACCUACAUGCCACCAUGAAGUCAGCCCUGAGCGCUCUCACCUCUGAGAAGGAGAAGUUAAAACAGGUGCUGGACCACCAAGACACAUGCCCCCCUACCUCUCCAGGGAUUAUGGGUCUGAAGAACGCUCUGUCCUCGGCUAUAGCCCAGAACUCUGAACUGAGAGAGCGGCUGAGCAACAUUCACGCUGAGUCCAGCUGCGUCCCAGAACCCUCCACUGGGCUCAUAAACCUCUCUGGUCCCCUACAGAAGCAAGACUCCACCGAUGGAUCCCACCCCCUAGUUCACCAGGCAUCCAAUGAGAGCAGAGCGUCCAUCACAGAGUCUCUGUCAGAGUUCUUCGAUGCUCAGGAGGUUCUACUGUCUGCCAGCUCCUCAGAAAACGAGGCCUCUGAUGAUGACUCAUACAUCAGUGACAACGUCAGCGACAACAUCUCCAUGGACAACUUCAGCAACGAGACGGAGAGACCUAACUCGGGCUGUGAAGAGAACGGGGCCCUUCUGAGAAGACGCAGGUCGUGCCUCCCGUCGGCCAGCCCUAACACCAGUAACAUCAGUCUAUGGAACAUCCUUAAGAACAACAUAGGGAAAGACCUCUCCAAGGUGGCUAUGCCUGUUCAGCUGAACGAGCCCCUCAACACCCUGCAGAGACUGUGUGAGGAGCUGGAGUACAGCGAGCUGCUGGACAGAGCUGCUAACACACAGGACCCCUUUGAACGUAUGGUGUACAUAGCCACGUUUGCAGUGUCGGGGUACGCGUCCAGCUACCACCGAGCGGGAGGGAAGCCCUUCAACCCGGUCCUGGGGGAGACCUAUGAGUGUGACCGCCCCGACAAGGGCCUCCGAUUUGUAGCAGAACAGGUCAGCCAUCACCCACCUAUAUCAGCAUGCCACGCUGACUCUAAAAACUACAUGUUCUGGCAAGACAUGAGGUGGAAAAACAAGUUCUGGGGGAAGUCUAUGGAAAUAGUUCCUGUGGGCACCACCCAUGUGAUGAUGCCAGGGUUUGGGGACCACUAUGAGUGGAACAAGGUCACGUCCUGCAUCCACAACAUCCUGAGUGGGCAGCGCUGGAUAGAACACUACGGAGAAAUCUCCAUCAGGAACACCAGCACUGAUAUCUGCCAGUGUAAGGUCACCUUCAUCAAGGCCAAGUACUGGAACUCGAGUGUUAACGAGGUGGAGGGCACCAUCACAGACCACAAGGGGAAGGUCAUCCACAGACUGUUUGGGAAGUGGAACGAGGGGGUGUACUGUGGAGACCCACCAUCUGCCACCUGCAUCUGGAGAGCCAAUGCCAUGCCGGCUGACCACGAGCAGUACUACGGCUUCACUAAGUUUGCUAUGGAGCUCAAUGAGCUGGACCCUUCACUGAAACUGCUGCUGCCUCCCACAGACACCCGGCUACGGCUCGACCAGAGGCUGCUAGAGGAGGGCAACGUAGAGGCAGCAGAGGAACAGAAACAGAAGAUAGAACAGCAGCAGAGAGACAGACGCAGAGUCCUGGAGGAAAACACCAUGACACAUCAACCCACAUUCUUCAGGAAAUCAAAGGACGACACCUGGGUUAGCAGCAACACUUACUGGGACCUGAGAAGGGAUCCAGGCUUUGCCCACCUGGACUGUCCUGUGUUGUGGUGACCUGAGAAGGGAUCAAGGCUUUUCCCACCUGGACUGUCCUGUGUUGUUGUGACCUGAGGAGGGAACCAGGCUAUCACCACCUGGACUGUCCUAUGUUGUGGUGACCUGAGGAGGGAACCAGGCUAUCACAACCUGGACUGUCCUGUGUUGUGGUGACCUGAGGAGGGAACCAGGCUAUCACCACCUGGACUGUCCUGUGUUGUGGUGACCUUAGUGUGACAUUUGUGGCCACUGGUCACACACCUGGGUCAUGUUCAUUAGGCCCAGGACUGAAACAGGGAGGGACUACCUGAACGUGUGUUCAUAAGGUACCAAACGGAAGAAGACAGACUGCAACUUCCAGUCCAAUAAGAAACUUAAUUUUUUGGUUUUCAGUUGCAAAACGUUUUGCUACGGUGUGCACUUAUGAACACGACCCUGUUUGGACUUCCUGUCUGUACUGUGACCCAGGCUGGUUCUGGGGGCUGGAGUCCUGCUGCUCUAUCCGUCUCAUUGGUUACGCCUCAAAUGGCACCCUAUUCCCUACAUAGUGUACUGCUUUUGACCAGAGUCCUGUGGGCCCAAGUAGUGCAUCAUACGCUAAAGGGAAUAGGGUGCCAUUUGGGACGUACAGUCUUGCACAUGUCCAUCUACUGUCCAUCAUUCACAUGUCCAUCUACUAUCUAUCAUUCACAUGUCCAUCUACUAUCCAUCAUUCACAUGUCCAUCUACUGUCCAUCAUUCACAUGUCCAUCUACUAUCCAUCAUUCACAUGUCCAUCUACU
This is a messenger RNA of Oncorhynchus mykiss (rainbow trout), 4507 nucleotides long. The record is from RefSeq and is a predicted model, not a curated record. Lineage: Eukaryota; Metazoa; Chordata; Actinopteri; Salmoniformes; Salmonidae.